AUCAUCAUCAUCAUCAUGAGCGUCAGACGUCAGGAUCAGCAGCAGCAGCAGAACUCUCCUCCCGGUCCUCUCCAUCGGCAAAGCAGCGUCACAGUCAGCAUGUCAGAGCUCCAACGAUGUUCAUGGACAGAGAGACUGAAAUGAGCUGAAGUCGACUUUAUUUCAUCCUCAAACCUAUAUCUCUGCACCUCCAGGCAGACGAUCUCAACAAUGAAACGCCUCAGCGCGAAAGCAUGCGUGACUCUGCUGUGUGGGGUCUCUGUGGUGUUUGCCACGGGCAGUAAGAGCACUUCCAUCCCAGAAACCACCAGCAACUCCAGCAACUCCAGCACUGCUGACGCAAACGAGUUGCUCACCGCUGGACACAAUGCAACGGAGAUGACGCCUGUGCGUCCAUCUGCAACUCACAAACCCGCACGAGACACUGUCACUGCAACAGCUGACACCGCCACGUUGCACACACUGGAAACAGAAGAUGGCGUCAUGAGGAACCAAAGCCAUAGCUCAAAUAGCAACACGACUGAUUUGACCACAACAAGCUCAGGUGCAGGACUCACAGCGAUAACGACUGUACACACUUCUCUUAGCAAUACGCUGGCGCCCGAGACAAACAAACCCACAGAGAGGAAGUCACCCACCACGUCUGCUGACACGACAGCGCCUGCAACAUCCUCUGCAGCAUCUACUGCAACAGUGACCGUGUCUUCACUCACGUCCACCACCACCACCACAGCUGAUGGUUCCACUUCACCCCUCAGCAGCAGUACCUCUGCUUCCACUGUGGCCACAAUGACAACAAGCUCUACCUCUGAGGAAACACCUGUGUUUGACCACACUUCUUCUUCUUCUUCUUCUUCUCCACCUGUCACCAGCACAUGGACAUCCACCACUGGCCCCAAGCUUUCAUCUACAGCUCAGCACAUUUCUGAGACAAGUACCCACGUCUCCACAUCGCAGUCUUCUGACACAACAAGCUCAACCUCCACCACUGAGUCUUCUACCACCAAUGAGUCUCCUACCAUCACGGCCUCCGAGACCUCUACCAUCUCUACCUCUGCUGUCUCUACGAGUCCAGUCGUAAUCUUGGUCCCCCGCAUUCCCAAAAGGUUGCCCAUUCCAUCAACUCCAGCAACACAAACGACAUCGACGACGACGACGACGACAACGACAACGACACCUUGUGGAGACCCACAGAACCCACCCAGCUCUGACGUGGUGGGGCCCUGCUCUACUCGCGGCCUGGUGAAGCACUGCCUCAUCACCAUCGCCUGCUUAGCAGCGCUGGCCACCAUCUUCAUGGUUUCCACCAUUGUCCUGUGCACCAAGCUGUCGGCAAGGAAGUACAAGCUCAAGAAGCCACAGCAGGCGACCGAGAUGAUGUGCAUCUCCGCGCUGCUGCCCGAGAGGAACUACAACUACACAAGGCAACGUAGCCGUGUCACCAACGGCGUGCUGGUGAUCCCCAGUGGUGAAGACAGCGAUGAGGAGGGAGGAGAUAACCUCACCCUCAGCAGCUUCCUGCCUGAAAAUGACCGUUAUGUUUAGAGUGUUUUCAUCAGCCGGGGACUGAUCUGGCUGAUGUUAGUGAUGUGGAUGCAUUUGCUGUUUUAAAUACAACAAACGCUUCCUCUUUCGAUUGCUGGUGGUUUGUCCUUCAAUGCAUGCUCAUGUCUCUGUGCAGCAGGAAGAGACAUAGACACCGUCAACACGUGGAUUUCACGUUCAUGUGCCACUAGCCGUAUCUGUGAGGUCUGGUCCUCUACUGAGGGCUUAAAGCCAGGACGAAGAGCAGGACCAAAGUUUGCUUUGUGGGUUU
Molecule: messenger RNA, 1816 nt
Organism: Solea senegalensis (Senegalese sole)
Lineage: Eukaryota; Metazoa; Chordata; Actinopteri; Pleuronectiformes; Soleidae
Gene: selplg
Product: selectin P ligand
Exons: 3
Coding region: 211-1545 (444 amino acids)
Source: RefSeq, a predicted model, not a curated record